Rotaria sp. Silwood2 is the source of this 981-nucleotide messenger RNA. The record is from the annotation of a GenBank genome assembly. NCBI's taxonomy places the organism in Eukaryota, Metazoa, Rotifera, Eurotatoria, Philodinida, Philodinidae.
AUGUUAAAAAUAUAUUUGUGUUUAAUAUCAUUUAUUUUAUGUUAUUAUUUCGGAAAAUGUGACCAACCAUAUUUUCCUUCCCAAAUUGUUUUUUCUCCUGAUAAUGGUCGAACAAUAAUUGCAGUCGAUGAAAUAAAUCAACGAGCAUAUAAAACAUUACCUUAUGGUUCUACAGGACACGAAACUUCAUACGUUUUGGAACAUUUUCCAUAUGCAGAAUCUGAUUCUCCACAAUCAAAAUAUUAUGUUCAAUUAUUAAUAGAUUCUCCACCUCUUGGUUGUAUGUAUGGAACAUAUUGGAAAUAUGGUGGAAAUGUAUUUAAUUCAUUUCCAUCACAUUGGCUUAAUGGAACUUCAUUUAAAGUUGGAAAUUAUAUUCAAUUUAAAUAUCAAAUGAUACAUUCAGAUAGUUCUUCUCAAGAUGAAGAUUAUUGGUAUUCCAAUGUAACAUGUCAAAUUGAUGGUGGAGCAACUUAUCCAUGUGAAGAAAUUUAUUUUAAAAAGAAUACUCAAAUUCCUUUUCGAUUAACUCAAGUUCUUCGUCAAGGGUGGACAGUUAAGCAAGUAAUAACAAAUUAUAAAGUAAUAUCAAUGGGAAAACCAGAUGAUAAAUUCUUUGAUUCAAUACCUAAAAAUUGGUCUGCCGUUUGUCGAGAUGUUAUGCUUGGUCUUUUAUAUUAUCCACAAACAUCAAAAAUAAUUUUAAAUCAAAGUGCAAAAGUUCAAAUUUGGCUUAUAACUCCACCACAUCGAAUUAGUGGAAAUGAUACUGUUCGUAUUCAAUGGAACCCAACUCAAUGUAAUGAUUGUUUUACAUGGACACCAAAGGAAUUAGAUUUUAAUGAGAAAAAUUUUCAAGAAAGACAAACAUUAACAAUAACUCGUAUCAAAGAUGGACCAGAAACAACUCUUAUUCCAAUUUUUAAUGGUGGAGGUUUUGAUACAGUUCCACCUAACAUUUAUCCUAUUUUUAUUCAAUAA